Messenger RNA from Nanorana parkeri, 1897 nucleotides. RefSeq names its product ERG, ETS transcription factor (gene ERG). Gene Ontology annotation, cellular component: nucleus. The record is from RefSeq and is a predicted model, not a curated record. Gene Ontology annotation, molecular function: sequence-specific DNA binding; DNA-binding transcription factor activity, RNA polymerase II-specific. The transcript is spliced from 11 exons. Bases 225 to 1676 code for a protein of 483 amino acids. Lineage: Eukaryota; Metazoa; Chordata; Amphibia; Anura; Dicroglossidae. Gene Ontology annotation, biological process: regulation of transcription by RNA polymerase II; cell differentiation.
GGGAGAUAUUACACAUACAUAUUUAGACUGGCUGCCCCUCCAGCCAGCAAAGCAUCCAAUUCAGCCAGCCUGUAUCCAGCCGCCUCCUCCUUCUUCCACCGCUGCUGCUUCUUCUUCACUUCCUAAAGCCCCCCAUCCACGGAUCUAAAAAGCUCCGCUCAUUCCACGCACUCGCUCCACUCGGGACUCACUCUAUGGUAUGGUGAUCAGACCGGGGUAAGGACAUGAUUCAGACUGUCCCAGAUCCAUCAGCUCAUAUAAAGGAAGCAUUAUCAGUGGUGAGCGAAGAUCAGUCAUUAUUUGAGUGCGCCUACGGAACGCCACACCUUGCCAAGUCUGAGAUGACGGCUUCAUCCUCCAGUGAAUAUGGGCAAACUUCGAAAAUGAGUCCACGGGUCCCUCAGCAAGACUGGAUGUCCCAGCCCCCAUCCAGAGUCACCAUCAAGAUGGAAUGUAACCCCACUCAAGUGAACGGAUCCCGAAACUCCCCAGAUGACUGUAGCCUUUCCAAAGGUGGCAAAAUGAGCAGCGGAUCGGAGAAUAUUGGAAUGAAUUAUGGCAGCUACAUUGAGGAAAAACACAUCCCACCUCCCAAUAUGACAACAAAUGAACGGAGAGUAAUUGUCCCUGCAGAUCCAACAUUAUGGAGCACGGAUCAUGUGCGGCAGUGGUUGGAAUGGGCAAUUAAAGAAUAUGGAUUGCCAGAUGUCGAUGUCAUGCUUUUCCAAAAUAUUGAUGGGAAAGAAUUAUGCAAAAUGACCAAAGAGGAUUUCCACAGACUCACGGCCAGCUACAACGCAGAGAUCUUGCUCUCUCAUCUCCACUACCUCAGAGAAACUCCUCUUCCUCAUUUGACUUCAGAUGAUGUUGAUAAGGCCUUACAAAACUCACCACGAUUAAUGCAUGCUAGAAACACAGGAGGUGCCACCUUUAUAUUCCCAAAUACAUCGGUAUAUCCAGAAGCAUCUCAGAGAAUCACAAACAGACCAGAUUUAUCCUACGAGCAAACAAGAAGACCUGCAUGGCCCAAUCAUCCCACACCACAGUCAAAAGCUUCACAAGCGCCCACCGUAGUGCCAAAAACAGAAGAUCCAAGACCCCAGCUAGAUCCUUAUCAGAUUCUUGGCCCAACAAGCAGUCGCCUUGCAAAUCCAGGCAGUGGACAAAUCCAGCUCUGGCAGUUUCUCCUGGAACUUCUCUCAGACAGUUCAAACUCCAACUGCAUUACUUGGGAAGGAACGAACGGGGAGUUUAAGAUGACCGACCCGGACGAAGUGGCAAGACGUUGGGGAGAAAGGAAGAGUAAACCUAACAUGAACUACGACAAGCUCAGCCGUGCACUCCGCUACUACUACGACAAGAAUAUUAUGACUAAAGUCCACGGCAAGCGCUAUGCUUAUAAGUUUGACUUUCAUGGGAUUGCUCAAGCCCUUCAACCACAUCCUCCAGAAUCAACGAUGUAUAAGUAUCCUUCUGAACUUCCCUACAUGAGCUCUUAUCACACACACCCUCAGAAGAUGAACUUUGUUGCUCCCCAUCCUCCAGCUUUACCUGUGACAUCAUCCAGUUUCUUUGCAGCUCCAAACCCUUAUUGGAAUUCACCAACCGGCAGUAUUUAUCCCAGUAGCCGACUCCCGGCAAGUCACAUGUCAUCUCAUCUUGGAAGUUACUACUAGCGCUCAAGAAAAAGACUUUACUGUGGAUUAUAAUUCGCCAGCGACUCUACCAGGAGAUCAUGACGAGUUAUCCGUGCCUUUUAUAACAGGUGCACAAAAAUAAGGGCAGAUAGGCCACAAACGCAAAACUUUUUGUAGAGGUUAAGGACGCAAAAUUUUACUAACGAAGUUCAAAUGCCAAAGAUGCAACAUAGGAGACAUCAGCAUUUAACUAAUAUGUA